AUGUUGCCGGUAUCUAAUUUGCUCACAGGAACCUCGAUCUGGGAAGUCACUCGACUAGGUAUGCGAAUGUGCAUAGAGCAAGGUCUACAUAGGCCCACUCUUCCAAGCCGCAAAAUAGGUUUAUUACGGGACCAACUUCAACGACGAGUCUUCUGGGAGUGUUACAUGAUUGAUCGUUAUAGUUCUAUUACAUUAACUCGUCCGUUUGCCAUCGGAGACGGACAUAUCAAAAUAGGAUUUCCAGUGGAUGCAAACGAUGAGGAAAUUGAAGCUGCAGAGGCAUCUGGUGCUUUUCCGGAUCUUGACUCUUUUGGAUCUGCGUCUUCCCUCACGGUAGGGGGGGGAAGAGCAACCGAAAUGUCUGUCUUUUUUGCUUGCCUCAGGCUCCGCCAAAUCACAUCUAAAAUUCAUACUUCUUUUGGAGAGAAGGCGAUUCGCCAAACCUUGGCGAACAGGACCACGGCUAGAGGAGUCAUCUACUCUAAUCUAGACAAACUACUCAAGGAGCUUCAACAAUGGCGCUCUUCUACUCCAUUAUUUCACUCUCCGCAAAACCUCUAUCAAAUGCAAGAGUGGUACGACCUUCUGCUACUUAGGGAGCGCUUGCUGCUGAUCAGGAAAACAAUUGAUAUUGUUCCAAAACACGGUAACAUUCCACCGCGAGAUCUCUUAUCCCUUUGUCUCGAAUGCGCUGUCGGGGCCAUAACAGGCUUCUGUCGACUAUUCGAACAAAAGAAGAUCACGUUUACACGCAGUUACUUUCAAAUGCUAUUUACCGCAGGUGUUUCCGUUAUGUUUUGCUUGUCAGUCGUGAGAGACUUUGGUCAAAGUCUCGUCCGAAACGGCACUGAUGCAGUAAUUAUGGGUGAAACCGCGUUGAAGAAAAUGAGCGAGGAGCUUCCUGAUGCAAAACGCUAUGUUGCCGUCUACGAAGCAUUGCGUCUGUACGUUAUUCGCAAAUAUAGCCGCCAGCUGCAAGUUGAAUCUACACGGAAUGCUCAUCAUACGUCUGAGAUGCAAAACGAAGUCUCUCGGUCUACGCAGUUGGCCUCUAUGUCCAACCCGAGAUUAUGGAAUGGCCAAUACAACAAUCAGAAUAAUUUUGAAGCCCCAGGGAUCUUCUCUUCGGGGGCCAAUCUAUCUCCCAGCACCCAUGCACAUUCUUCGCUUCAUGCUCCUUUCAACGAAGCUGCAUUCACCCCUGACCAGAUUACCAGUAUACAAGGCGACACGAAUGUAUCAGAAGGUUCUAUAUUAUCUUGGAAUGUAUUUGAAGAUAACGCAUUGUGGGAUAUGGAGGCUGGCUUGAAUGAGUAUGCCUAUGGAGAUCCCCCAAUCAAUUUCAACUUGGAUGAUCCAUAUGAAUUGCCCAAUCUAUGGGGAUGA
Messenger RNA from Penicillium angulare, 1386 nucleotides. Its product is annotated as fungal specific transcription factor domain-containing protein. Gene Ontology annotation, biological process: DNA-templated transcription; positive regulation of transcription by RNA polymerase II. Bases 1 to 1386 code for a protein of 461 amino acids. Gene Ontology annotation, molecular function: zinc ion binding; sequence-specific DNA binding; DNA-binding transcription factor activity, RNA polymerase II-specific. The record is from RefSeq and is a predicted model, not a curated record. The transcript is spliced from 2 exons. Lineage: Eukaryota; Fungi; Ascomycota; Eurotiomycetes; Eurotiales; Aspergillaceae.